ACGAUAGGUUGGGGUUGUCGGUAUAGCUGUCUUUAAUGCUGUGAACGUAUAUCCAUGCUGUGAAUCAAGAUAGUGUCAUCUCAUGUGUUUUUGCCGAUGCGAUUUAUGCACGGUAGUAAUUAAGAGGACUUAGCUUGUGUUCGUAGCUCAUUGGAUUCAGAGAAACAUUCUGUAUCAUUUGCUGCGGUUCUAAGGUUAGCAGGCUUUCAUCUAAAGCCUUGUUUAUUCUCAUUGCACUGUGAGAUGGCUGGCAAGCGCUUAGCAAUGUAUCUUGGUCAAUGUUUGCCUUCCAAUAUUGAAGGAAUGGCUAAGGUCACUGUUCGGACCCUGAAGCGUGAUGAGAUUCUUAAUGUGUUUUUCCCGGAGGACCGGACGCUGGAUGUGCGGGAUCCGGAGCGCCAGUGCAAGUCCGGUGACACGGUGCUGGUGGAGCAGCUGCCAGACGAUAUGCCCGGAAAGCUGCGCUACCAGCUGCUCAAGAUGGUAUACCACUACGGUGACAACCGAGACCCCAUCACCGGCCGCCUCGUCAUGGGCAAGGAGUUCAGGGAGCACGUUGACCUGGAGGCGCAGUUGGCGGGUAAGGACGGCGGUGUGACGUUCGACUACAAGAGCGCACCCCCGCGCGGCUGGCAGGAGGGCAAGAAGGACUGGUCCCACCGCGAGCCUGAGGUCAAGUGGCAUGACGACGGCAAGUGGGAGCCGCACCAGUGGUGACGGCGCCCCGCUCGCUCGCCGCUUGCGCAGUGCUGAAGCUGCGCGUGACCCGAGAACGGUCUGAAGUCGUUGUGUAGUGUGUGGCCAUGUCAUGAUCGUGUCAAAUAUAGUGGUGCAUGUGUCA
This is a messenger RNA of Pollicipes pollicipes, 841 nucleotides long. RefSeq names its product 28S ribosomal protein S17, mitochondrial. Gene Ontology annotation, biological process: mitochondrial translation. Gene Ontology annotation, molecular function: structural constituent of ribosome. The coding region runs from base 244 to 717 and encodes 157 amino acids. The record is from RefSeq and is a predicted model, not a curated record. Lineage: Eukaryota; Metazoa; Arthropoda; Thecostraca; Pollicipedomorpha; Pollicipedidae. The transcript has 3 exons. Gene Ontology annotation, cellular component: mitochondrial small ribosomal subunit.